CUUCCUCCGAGCAUCCACGGCCAUCUUUGAUUUCCAGCCAUUCAUGAAAAAGUUGCCUCGCGCAUGUAAACACGCCGAACGGACGCGGUUUACGCACGAAGCGGCGGCACCGACCCACGGCGCGGUGUGUGUCUGUGUGCGUGUGUGCUUGUGCGUGUGUGGUUCCCGGCGAGCAGCGGCACAAACCGAGCAGAGCAGCAGGCUGUGACCCGCAGAGACCAAAGUGACACCGAGAGCGAUGAGAAAGAAGCAGACUGCCAAACAGAGGAAGACUGAGGAGACGACAGUGGUCCAGGAGUUUGUGGUGGAGAAGAUCAUUCGCCGCAGGGUCGCCGACGGGAGAGUGGAGUACUUUCUGAAGUGGAAAGGCUUCACCGAUGCGGACAACACGUGGGAACCCGAGGACAACCUGGACUGUCCGGAGCUCAUCAACGAGUUCCUGAGAACCGCCCUCCAUCUGGCGUACGAGAAUGAGGAAGAGCACAGCGAGUUCAUUCCCAAAGAAGAAAUGACAGAGCAAGAGACGGAAAUUUCCUGCCUGCAGCCGCAGCAGCAGGCCUGCACUCUGCAGAGCGACGACGACGGCCUCCAGCCGAGCGACGGGCGUUCAGAUUCCCCGGCCAACCUCGGCACUUGCCUCGAGCCUGAAUGCAUCAUCGGCUCAACAGACAGACAGGGAGAGCUCAUGUUCCUCGUCAAAUGGAAGGACUCGGAUGACGUGGCCCUGCUGCCUGCGCAUGAAGCCAGCGCCAGGUGUCCCCAGGUGGUCAUCGACUUCUACGAGCAGAAGCUGACCUGGCACUGUGGAGACGAGGAGCCGUGAAGCGCGCGCCUGUUAGCGUGUUCCCUUGUGUGUGUGUGUGUGUGUGUGUGAGUGUUUGUUUUGAGAACGGAGGAGAACUGGUAAACGGCUGCGUCCUCACCUGAAGCUUAGUUUAACCUCCAUCCAGUGUCCUCCUCCAGCUGACAUUAGAAGCACGCUGUGUGAAAUUGCAUCCCGGUAGGAGUUUCGGAAAUCUGUCGACUGGAAGAACCUCCGCGGGGACGGAUAUUCAGGGCUCUCUGUCCCGUGGUGCUCAGCAAGGUCACUGUGCCUUUUGUGGAGACCGUGAUGGAGACUUGAACUAACCUGUGUGUGAAGAGCAGCCGGUCUGAGGUCAGACUAACCUGUAGCAGCUUUGGUCGUGUGUCAUCAUGUAGCCGACACAAUCACUGUGGACAUGUGUUUUGUUUUCAAGACUACUGUUAUAUAGUAAUUUAGUAUCUCUAGUCCUCCACUGGUUUAGUGUGAGCGUUUUAUCUUGUGUAGCAACACUUUGAAAAAAAGAGUGAACUAACUGUUGUCCGAUCUGUACCUCCAGUGCACCUAGCUUUAGGUUGGAUUGUCUAGACUAGAGCCCGACUGACAUGGAUGUUUGGAGGCUGAUGCAUUGUCUAACGAAGCCAACAUAAAGGAAAUAAGUGGGCUGUGAUGGUUACAUCAUUUGAAGCAGACUUAUCUCUUUUCAUACAUGAAGGCAGCAUAAAUGAGCCUUAAUAUGUCACUAUGAAAGAAAGAAAUGUAACUGAAGCUUGAUAUUUUACAAUUUAAUGUAACAUCUAAAAAUAAAUAACUUUAAAUACAAAGAAAA
This is a messenger RNA of Platichthys flesus (European flounder), 1631 nucleotides long. RefSeq names its product chromobox homolog 3b (gene cbx3b). The transcript is spliced from 5 exons. NCBI's taxonomy places the organism in Eukaryota, Metazoa, Chordata, Actinopteri, Pleuronectiformes, Pleuronectidae. Gene Ontology annotation, molecular function: chromatin binding. Gene Ontology annotation, biological process: chromatin organization; negative regulation of transcription by RNA polymerase II. Bases 239 to 823 code for a protein of 194 amino acids. Gene Ontology annotation, cellular component: nucleus; pericentric heterochromatin. The record is from RefSeq and is a predicted model, not a curated record.